CGAAAGAGUUGCCUAUAUAUAUUACAGUAGUUUAAUUAUUCGGUAGAAAAGCCUUGGCAUUGCAAAUCUCUAUAUUCUAGAGUGUACUCAUGGCCAUCUCUAAGGCUGUGAUUGCUUCACUUCUCGUUUCUCUUCUCAUCUUCUAUCUUGUUGAAGCUGAUAAUGAAAUCGUGAGAAUUUUCUCUCCUUCACCAUUAAACUCUUUCUGUUCUUUGUUUCCAUCUUCCCUCGUGUUAAUUUCUAUGUUUUCUAACCUUAGAAACAAAUAUGGCCUGUUUUGCAUUAUACAGGUGAUCAGGGGCGACGGGAGCGGUGUUGCUUGCUCUCUCCUCCAGAAAACAGUACACAGCAAAUGUCUGGAGGAUCAAAAGUCUUUGUUGCUUCAAUUGAAGAACAGCCUUUAGUUCGAUCCAAAUUUCUCUGUCAAGUUGGUGAGUUGGGCUCAAAGCAACAAUUGUUGUCAAUGGAAUGGUGUGACUUGUGACCAUUCCGACCGCGUUAUAGGUCUCGACCUGAGCACGGAAUCAAUCUCCGGAGGUUUAAAUGACUCAAGCAGUCUUUUCCGACUCAAGUUUCUAGAGAAGCUGAACUUAGCUUACAACAGCUUCAACUCCACACGAAUUCCAUCCAGUGUUGGAGUCCUCACCAAUCUAAAAUAUCUAAAUUUGUCAACUGCUGAAUUUGACGGCCAGAUUCCGAUGGAAUUCUCGCGCUUGAUGAGGUUGGUGAAGCUUGAUCUAUCUGGUAAUUGGUACUUGAGAAUUGAGAAAACAAAUUUAUUCACACUUUUUCGUAACCUUGGAGGACUUACAGAGCUUUAUUUGGACGGGGUAAAUAUAUCAGCAAAUGGGUAUGAAUGGGGUCAGGCCAUUUCAUCUUCAUUGCCUAACCUGCGAGUUUUGAGCUUGAGUGAUUGUUUACUUUCAGGACCUAUUGAUUCUUCCCUUCAAAACCUUCAGUACCUUACAGAAAUUAAUUUGGCUGGGAACAAUCUCUCGUCUCCGGUCCCACGUUUCUUUGCGAAUUUCCCGAAUUUGACAAUUUUGAUUCUCAAUGGUUCGGAAUUAUAUGGAACAUUUCCGGACAUCGUAUUUCAACGGGUACAAACACUAGAGACUCUGGAUUUGUGGGGCAAUACACUGCUCAAUGGUUCUUUACCUGAUUUUCCACGAAAUCGGCCCCUUCGAAAUCUGUUGCUUGGCCGCACAAAUUUUUCUGGUAAUUUACCGGAGUCUAUCGGAAAUUUGAUGAAGCUAAGGAGUAUAACGCUUUAUGAGUGUCAUUUCAGUGGACAGAUUCCGAAUUCACUGGCAAACCUUAGUCAGCUUAUUUCCUUGGAUUUUUCAUUCAACAAUUUUGCAGGUCCAAUACCUUCGUUUCAGGGAUCCAAAAAUCUCACUUCCAUAGACCUCUCUAAUAAUGCUCUAACAGGUCUAGUUCCUUCCAUUUACUUUGAAGGCCUUUCAAAUCUUGUAGAGGUGGAUCUCCGGAAUAACUCAUUCAAUGGGAGUAUUCCUUCUUCUCUGUUUUCCCUUCCAUCUUUGCAGCAAAUUUGGCUUUCCAACAACCAAUUCAGUGAAGUUUCUGAGUUUCUUCCAAACAAAUCCUCGUCUACUUUGGAGGCACUAGAUUUGGAAAAUAACAAAAUACAAGGGCCUAUCCCCUCGUACUUCUUUGAUUUCCAAAGUCUCCAAGACCUCUAUCUUUCUUUCAAUAACUUUAGUGGCACCAUACAGCUAGAAAGUUUCCAUAGGCUUCAAAAUCUCAAGUGGCUUAUGCUUUCACACAAUAACUUGUCAGUCAAUGCUAGUAUCAAUGACUCUAUCUUACCAUCCUUUCCCCAACUCGUCUUUUUAGGAUUGGUUUCUUGCAAGUUGCGAAAGUUCCCUCCUCUAAUGAAUCAAUCAAGCUUGUCACUUUUAGACCUUUCUAACAACCAAAUUUCUGGUGUCAUACCAAAUUGGAUUUGGAAUCAUGAUUAUUCUGCAUUGAAUCUUUCUUGUAAUCUCCUUGUGGGUUUGCAGCGGGAAUAUGUUAUGCCGGCUAGUCUUACGACCCUUGACCUUCAUUCGAAUCAGCUCCGCGGUGAAAUGCCAAUACCACCAAAAUCGGCGACCUAUGUGGACUACUCAAGGAAUAACUUCGGCUCUUCUCUCUCUGCUGAAAUGGGCAACGGCAUUGCCUCUGUUUCGUACUUUUCUCUUUCACAUAACAAGCUUUCUGGACCCAUCCCUUCAUCAAUAUGCAAUGAGAGCAACCUUGAGGUUCUUGAUAUUUCCAAUAAUAGAUUCACUGGCACUAUACCCCAAUGUCUGAUAGAUAAUAGUACUAUGACCCUAGGCGUACUGAAUUUGCAGAAUAACCAACUUAUUGGUAAAAUAAUGGGGACAUUCCCGGAAGGUUGCACUUUGAGGACCCUUGAGUUGAAUGGAAAUCACUUGGAAGGGGAGGUUCCAAAAUCCCUGGCCAAUUGUGCAAAUGCGGAGGUUUUAAAUCUUGGUACCAACAACAUAAAUGGUAACUUCCCCUGUUUCUUGGCAAACUUAUCAGAAUUGCAUGUCUUAGUAUUACGAUCCAACAAGUUCCAUGGAAAUAUUCAUUGCCGAGGAAUUCAUAAUUAUACCUGGCCAAAGCUUCAAAUCAUUGACCUAGCUUUCAACAACUUCAGUGGUUUUUUGCCCCCAAAAUUCUUUUCACAGAGGAAGGCAAUGAGGGAUGGGGGUAACGCACAACCAAAUCUCAAUCAAUUGCGUUUUGAGUUGUCUACCUUUUCUUUUUACUAUGAGGAUUCAGUGACAAUUGUCAUCAAAGAGUUAGAGAUGAAGCUGGUGAAGAUCUUAACUAUAUUUACCACCAUUGAUUUCUCAAACAAUAGGUUCAAGGGAAAUAUACCAGAUACAAUUGGGGAUCUGAAAUCCCUCUAUGUUCUCAACCUAUCCCACAAUGCCCUCACUGGGUCAAUCCCUUCAUCACUUGGAAACUUGUCAAAGCUUGAAUCACUAAACCUCUCAUGGAACAAGCUUGGUGGAAGCAUCCCAAUGACACUUUCAAGUCUGACAUUUCUUGCAAUUAUGAACUUAUCGUACAAUCAACUUGUUGGAAUGAUCCCAAGAGGCCCCCAGCUUCAAACAUUUCCAGAAACUUCGUUCAAAGGAAACAAAGGAUUAUGGGGACCUCCUUUGACCUCUUAUUGCAAGGAAGCAGAACCGGCAACGCCAACAUUGAAUGGUACGCAAUCAUAUAUUGAAGAGGAUAAGAUUAACUGGGUUUACAUAAUCUCUACAUUGGGAUAUACCGUGGGGUUUGGAGUUAUUGUUGGGCCACUUUUAUAUUCGAAAAGAUGGAGACAAUGCUACUAUAAACCUCUCGAUAGAGUUAUUGUGAGGAUUCUCCAUCAUCAAGAGCAGCGAGCAAAACAUCAAAGAAAAAGAGACAACAGAAACCAGCUUCAGAGACGCUAGCACCAUUGAAGGGCGAUCACUUGUAAGGGACAAGAUUUAGCAUGAGGCACUAAGUUGGCUAUGUCAGUUUCAUGUCAUUUAGUAAUUUUAGUUACUUGAAUUGCGAGCAUGUAAUAAUAUGGCACGACAUGGUACUUGUCUAUUUGCCGAUUUUCAAAUUGGGCUAAGCGGACCCGGUGGUUCGUAAUAAAUUUAGCU
Rhododendron vialii is the source of this 3659-nucleotide messenger RNA. RefSeq names its product receptor-like protein 33. Bases 699 to 3461 code for a protein of 920 amino acids. The record is from RefSeq and is a predicted model, not a curated record. Gene Ontology annotation, molecular function: protein binding. The transcript is spliced from 3 exons. Lineage: Eukaryota; Viridiplantae; Streptophyta; Magnoliopsida; Ericales; Ericaceae.